GGGGGACGGAGCUCGAUUUAUCCUUAGCGUCUAGGCGUCAAUGGCCUGUUGUAUGUAUACUCUACCUCGUUAUUGACAGGACGAGGUAGUAAAGGAAACAAAGACUGUCCGGGGGUGACAGGAAACGAAGUUAAGGACAGAUGCCCGGAUAUUCUGCAAGAACACUGAAAAGCUACAUGAAGCCACUCAGCUCUUAAAGUUCACUCUUAGGAGUCGGGAACAAAAGAGUGUGUCAACAAGUGAACGAAUCCAUUAUAAGACAGUUAAAAACUACUACAUUCUGCUCUACCUUUCGGGUAGUUUCUGUACGCCUAGUGUGGAUCGCAUGGGGAGCCGCCACUUAGAAGGUUACGGGGCUGGAAACAAAGGCUGGCUGAGUUUUCAAGUGAAACAGACUUAGAAGUGAGAACAAAGGCACACCAUCCUCGCUGCUGUAUAUAUCCCUCUGCCUUCUACCAGCAAGCUGAAAGAGCGACACUAAGACUACCCAAAGUAAGGUAGGACUGCUGACCUUCUCUCGUUACUCGCUGUUACAUUCGGUUUGGAUUUACUAAUCGUGGAGCACAUCUAAGAGGAACAGACGGGGGGCUUCAUUUAGUUGCCCCCCCACCACCUAUUAUCUCCAAAUCUGCCUUAGGGGAUGAUGGAAAUACCCUUCUACCAUGAUGAUGUGUUAAAUACCAAUCUGACCUCAAGCAACUACACUUCAAACUUUGCCACCAUGAUGAAGAAAGACCUUAAUCUUAACCUGAGCGACCAGGUUGUGGCCAAUUUAAAGCCCCACAACGGGGAUGGACUUUCCUCCCCUGAUCUUGGAUUACUCAAACUAGCUUCUCCUGAACUCGAAAGGCUUAUUAUCCAGUCAAAUGGUUUAGUUACCACAACCCCUACCACUAGCCAGUUCAUAUACCCCAAAAUGGCUAGUGAGGAACAGGAAUUUGCAGAGGGAUUUGUAAAAGCACUGGAGGAUCUCCACAAACAGAACCAACUUGGAGUCUCACCAUCUACAGUAGAUUUAAGUUCAGUCCCUGUUGGUGUUAACCUUCAGUCUCCUCCAACUUCUGAGGGCCCUAUUUAUGCCAACCUCAACAACUAUCCAAGUGGAACACUGGGUACAACUGUUAAUUACAGCACUGACACUGUACCAUACCCUCCACCACCAUCCAACAUGGCACAGCAGCCUCCCCCACCUAGACUGCAUAUUCUAAAGGAUGAGCCACAAAUUGUACCAGAGGUUUCUAAUUUUGGUGAAAGUCCACCAAUGUCUCCCAUAGAUAUGGACAAUCAGGAGAGGAUUAAAGCGGAAAGGAAGAGAUUGAGGAAUAGAAUAGCAGCUUCUAAAUGCAGGAAGCGGAAGCUGGAAAGGAUCUCUAGGCUUGAAGAAAAGGUGAAAAGCCUUAAAUCUCAAAAUACUGAGUUAGCAUCAACUGCAAACCUGUUGAGGGAACAGGUGGCCCAGCUCAAGCAGAAAGUCAUGAGUCAUGUCAAUAGUGGGUGCCAACUUCUGCCUCAACAAGUCCAAGCCUAUUAAUGCAUACUUUGCAGCACCUCAGUAUCAGAGCUAUACCUGCUUUACCUACAUGUCCUGAAUAACAUCAUUCCAACAAUUGUUUGAGCAAAGUAAUUCUCAAUACCUCAGUGCCAAAGACCUGACCAAAGACGGAAGGAUUGCCCAUCCGUUCGGGAUCCCAUAACCUACAAUAAUGUGUCUUUAUCUGAUGUGUGAUUAUCUACCUUUAAAAUAUUUAAAAUACGCAUUUGAUUAUUUGGUCUUUAAGAGCUCUUAAUGAGGGUCUUGAUUUAGGCAGACAUUCGUCGAUGUGGCUACAAAUGUUUAUUUGUGAAAAUAAAUGCAAACCUCUGUGGACACUAUAUUGACUAAAAUAAGGUGCCUCAUUUAUGUCCUCGAUUGUUUAGCAUCCAGAGGUGAUAGGAGAGUACAAAAUGGUCAAUGAUGCCCAUAGUGCCUCUAAAUCAUGAAAUGAUGCUGCUUUCAUUUAAAUGUAUU
Spea bombifrons (plains spadefoot toad) is the source of this 2008-nucleotide messenger RNA. RefSeq names its product JunD proto-oncogene, AP-1 transcription factor subunit (gene JUND). The coding region runs from base 641 to 1531 and encodes 296 amino acids. The transcript has a single exon. The record is from RefSeq and is a predicted model, not a curated record. Gene Ontology annotation, biological process: regulation of transcription by RNA polymerase II; regulation of cell population proliferation; regulation of cell cycle. Gene Ontology annotation, cellular component: transcription regulator complex. Lineage: Eukaryota; Metazoa; Chordata; Amphibia; Anura; Pelobatidae. Gene Ontology annotation, molecular function: DNA-binding transcription factor activity, RNA polymerase II-specific; RNA polymerase II cis-regulatory region sequence-specific DNA binding; transcription factor binding.